AUGUUUUCCGUAUCGUUCGUGCGAUCUCUAAAUGCAAAAGCAUGUUUAAGGCGUGUUGGAAAUUUGCAACAACAACGAUGGAACUCGACUGAAGUGCCAUACACAGCCAUUCAUAAGCCGGUCAUGCUUCAACAAGUAUUAGACCACAUGGCGCCACGUUCGGGUGGAAUAUAUUGCGAUCUAACGUUCGGUGAUGGAGGAUAUACCAAAGCAUUACUUGACAGCUGCGAUUGUAAAGUAUACGCCAUUGAUCAGGAUCCUACUGCUUAUGAAAAGGCGCUGCAACUGGCUGACUUGGACGCAUACAGAGGCCGGCUUUUUCCAUUACUUGGUCGCUUUGGGCAAGUCACCAAGUUAGUAUGCGAUCUUAACGUGCCUAAAUUCGAUGGCAUGGUGAUGGAUAUCGGGGUGUCGAGCGGACAGUUAGAAACAGCAUCAAGAGGAUUCUCAUAUAAACUGGACGGACCUUUGGACAUGCGAAUGUUCUCACGUGGACAGGGCAUGGAGCCAAAGAAGCAAGAAGAAACCGCGCUUCUUGCUAGAUCGAUUUCUGCAUAUGAAGUUGUAAACUUUUACUCUCGGGAACAAUUAGCCGAUAUUAUCUAUCAGUAUGGAGGUGAUCGCCUGUCGAGAAAGAUUGCAACAGCAAUUGUGACAGCCCGACAAAAGGAACCAUUUCAGACAACAUCUGAACUUGCUGCUGUCAUCCAAAAAGCAUGUCCGCAACCACGAUGGCAACGUGGUGAUGAUGAUAUGGUUCGCAAUUCAGCGGCACGGACAUUCCAGGCCAUCCGUAUAUAUGUCAACGAUGAGGUAAUUUGA
Zychaea mexicana is the source of this 822-nucleotide messenger RNA. RefSeq names its product methylase MraW. Bases 1 to 822 code for a protein of 273 amino acids. Lineage: Eukaryota; Fungi; Mucoromycota; Mucoromycetes; Mucorales; Lichtheimiaceae. The record is from RefSeq and is a predicted model, not a curated record. Gene Ontology annotation, molecular function: rRNA (cytosine-N4-)-methyltransferase activity. Gene Ontology annotation, biological process: rRNA base methylation. The transcript has 5 exons.